This is a messenger RNA of Coniophora puteana RWD-64-598 SS2, 1228 nucleotides long. Its product is annotated as alcohol dehydrogenase protein. The transcript has 10 exons. Gene Ontology annotation, molecular function: oxidoreductase activity. The coding region runs from base 1 to 1059 and encodes 352 amino acids. NCBI's taxonomy places the organism in Eukaryota, Fungi, Basidiomycota, Agaricomycetes, Boletales, Coniophoraceae. The record is from RefSeq and is a predicted model, not a curated record.
AUGGCUCUCCCAGAGACAAUUCGAGAGUUCCGCACUAGUCACGAUGGCUACCGCCAUCUCAAGCUUCGUGACGCUCCUCUCGAGAAGCCAUCAGCGAACGAAGUCCUCAUCAAAAUUCACUCUGUAUCUCUGAACUACAAAGACCUUAUCGUCACAAACAGCACAUACAAGGGGUGGAAAGACGACGUCGUCCCGGUCUCCGACGCCGCAGGCGAGAUCGUCCUCCUCGGUGCAGGCGUCGUGGGAUGGACCGUCGGCGAGCGCGUCUGUGCCCAAAUUGCGGUCGUUGAGCACAACGGAGACAUCACUCCCGAGUCGACCGCAAGUGCUCUGGGAGCGGGUGUCGACGGCGUGCUGAGGGAAUAUGCGUGCGUCCCGGUUCAUGCGCUCGUGAGGUUCCCGGAGAACCUGAGCUAUGACGAAGCGUCGACUCUUCCGUGCGCCGCCUUGACAGCGUACAACGCGCUCUUUGGCCUCAAGGCGCUCAAGAAGGGAGACUCGGUCCUUCUCCUGGGCACCGGAGGUGUAUCAAUCUUCGGCCUGCAGCUCGCAGUAGCCGCAGGCGCGACCGCCAUUAUCACGUCCUCGUCGGACGAGAAGCUCGAGCUCGCGAAGCGGUUAGGCGCUAAACAUACGAUCAACUACAACAAGACGGAGAGCUGGGACGAGGAGGUCCUGAAGAUCACCAACGGGCGGGGCGUGGACCAUGUCGUGGAGGUUGGCGGCACCGGGACUAUCGCGAAGUCCGCGAACGCUGUCCGUUAUUCGGGUUGCUUAGACUUGAUCGGCUUCGUUGCCAAGGGCGAGCACCAGAUUCCGAGUUCGCUGGGCGGACACCAAAUUCCGCUGGGUGUGGCCAUUCUGAAGGCGCUGGUCAUCCGUGGAAUUAUGCUCGGUUCUGUGACGCAGUUCGAGGCAAUGAAUCGGUUUAUCGCUGAGCAUGAUAUACACCCUGUGGUCGAUAAGGUGUUCACUUUCGAAGAAGCGGUCGACGCGUUUGCGUACCUUGAAUCCCAGAAACAUGUAGGGAAAUUAGUCAUAAGGUUAGCACGGGACUAAAGCAAAGUCUGGGUGUCGACGCAAUGCACUGCAACUUGAGCAUGUUCGCGUUGAUGACCUUGUAUGCUGUGGAACCGACCCACCUCUUUCGAUGGACUCUCUCAAAGCCUGAAGCGCGCGGCAGUGUAUAAUAACCAGCAACAGUAUAUAUAACCCUUACUGAACCAAC